CAUGAUGUCAAGCCUCAUCUUGGGAUUUUUGUAGGAGCUGUCACAGCUUUAGCUCUUCUGGUGAUUAUCAUAGUUCUACUCGUAAGAAUGAGAAGUGUUCGAGAAGAAAGCGAUAAUGGUGAUGCUUCAGAAGACACUGUAGAAAACAAGUACAGCGCAGUAUCCGAGGGAAUGGUGACAAACAAUAACGUAGACUCAAGUGAUCCCGAUCUGAUUCCGUUACGUAAUUUCAUGACGAACUUCCAAAGAACCAAUACUCUUAGGAAGAAAGAACCACCAAUCAGAAAGUGCACUUUUAACAGUGCGAGCCGAUCUUUAUAUUACGAAAAACAAAGAGAUUGUGACGAGUAUAGUAACACCUCCUCUCCGGAAAGACAUUCUCUCAAGAAUAACAAAUCUCUCGAUGAGGACAACGGCGGCUUCUCCGACGAAGAACUGCUCUUUCGAUCCACAGCCAGACCUCGGUCAGCUGGUUUUCAACACCCACGACUUGAUCCGUGGAGUGACGAUGAUGACGGGACGAAAGCGGAAUUCACUGGUGACCAGGGACCUGAAAAUACUAAAAAGAUUGCUAGAAAUCGCUAUUACAAAAGACCAUUUUACGGAGAACAGCAGCCUAUCAGUAAAACGCUGCCGAAUCGUCGUAGGAUGAAUUCAUCACGAUUACAACUCAGGAAGCACCAGAGAGCACCUAGAGCCGCUUAUAAUGUUGACACCGAUCGUUCGCAAGUUCUAAUUCCACACCAAACAAGUCUUAAGUAUUUAUAUCCCGAAAUUCAGCCAAAUUCGUGUCCCCAUGGCAACUACGGAAUGUCUACGCCAGUUUGAUCCAACUCUUGAUGAAUCGAAGAUCGAAAUCUUGAUUUUUUGGAAGGUGAAGAACUGCCAGCUUUGGAUACUAGAGGUGCAUACAAAUGUUCAUUUGUUAGAUUUUGUAUAAAAGAGAUUUUUAUGCAGACUGAAUGGUGCAUAACAAUAACAGUUGAAAAGUGUGCUGUUGUGCGUUAGUUAAGAACGACCAUCAAAGAACUAAUCUUUCUUUGAUAACAAACAAUAUGUUUGGUAAAACGAAUAGUUUUCGAUACUUUCAGAACUUUGACGUGUGUGAACUUUUUUCAGCUAGAUAUUGAAUAUCAUACUGUUUCAUAAAAUAGUAGAUUUGAUAAACUGAUAGCAGCUUUAAAAUACAUCUCAGGGGAGAAAACAUGAACAUUAUUAGUAACCGAAAGCAUUUCCAAAACUGUUGUAUACAAGAAAUCGUAUUUCUAACCACUUUUGCUUAUAUCAAAGUCAUAGGAUUACGAACAACAUAAAGUAUUUAGAACUUAGUGCGACUAGUUAGUUUUAAUUCUAAACUAAAUGUUUCGUGGUUAGCAAAACAGAUUCGAUUUCUUUCACAACUUUUUUAGUAUUCACUCAUUUUUACUCUUCUAGUGUCAAGAGUUUUGAGAGCUAGACCGAUAAAACUAUGUAUUGUGGUAAAAUACACAUAUAAAACAGUUUAUGGGAAUAUGGUUUAAUAUGGACUGUAGUUUGUGCAAAAUUAGUGAGUAAUUAAUUUCCUAUUGUGAACUUAAUUUUAAAAUUUUAGAAAUAACUGGAAAACUUUUAUUACUGAUUCUCAAGUUAUAUUUGGAUUCAUUCCUCUUUCUUAAAGUUUCAAAUUACAUUUAUAUAUAUUUUAAAAACCUAUAACAGUAUAAAUAUUGCAAGCCUUCUCUUAUGCACAAUUAAACAAUUCAAAAGUCUUUACUUAGAAUACCGAAGAAAGGGUAGUUCGGUUGCAGAUUUUUAAAAUCUGAUUUGAAUAAAAUUUUAUUCUAUAUAUCUAAUUUCCUUCACUGAUACUUAUUUGUCAUUGAUAUUUUGAAAAACCAAAAAAAACCGUUUAGAAUGAUAAAUCACGUAAUGAAACCUUCGUACCUAAUAAGCUACAGUUAAUCCGAUAGAUUUAAAGAACUAUCUAUGUGUCAACAUAUUGAACGUAAAAGUCUUAUUAUAAACAGUAACAAGAGGGAAUCCUCAAUAGUCGCAGCACUUGAAA
This is a messenger RNA of Limulus polyphemus (Atlantic horseshoe crab), 2044 nucleotides long. RefSeq lists its product as uncharacterized. The record is from RefSeq and is a predicted model, not a curated record. Bases 88 to 828 code for a protein of 246 amino acids. The transcript is spliced from 7 exons. Lineage: Eukaryota; Metazoa; Arthropoda; Merostomata; Xiphosura; Limulidae.